UUUCAGAAGUUUUUAUCUUAAUAGCUUUCAAAUAAUUACAACUACAGAGUCCUUCAUAAAUGUCAGUUGAGUGUCAAAAGAACCAAUUGAGAUACGAAAAUAUAUCGGAUUUUCGGACGUUACAAACAAAAAUUUGUCCAUGCCUUUGUUUCGUAUUUAGUAUGCUCAUCGGUUUUUUGCUGAGAUGCUCUUUACUUUUCUCGCCUGUUUUUUCCGUUCGGAAGUAUCCUGGCAUUGAUGCUCCCCAUGUUACUGCAAUUAUGAAAGCUGGUGUCUAUCAAUGUCAAGGAAUCAACAUAGGUGGAAGGGUAGUAUUAACCGCGGGGUAUUGUAUCAAACCAAAUCAAACUUACGAAAUUUUAUCUGGCUUCGGCACUAUAGAUGGCGAUUUCCUUCAGGCAAAAUAUCGGACAACCAGUGAUUUUGUCCAUUUCUUUGAGAAUUUCACCGAUCCCUCAUUAGAGCGCAAUAUGGGUUUACUUGCUUUGAAUAGGACGAUUCCUCUGUCAAUUGCAUCAGCACCUGCACUUCUAGAUUUUUGCUUUGCGAAGAUUGACCCGAAAUCUUGUUUUCUGCUUGCCUGGGACAUAAAAACCAAUGAUAGCAAAGCCCAGACUUUACACAUUGACUUCGCAAAGGAGAUGUGCAAUUCAAACACGAUUUUACGUAGAAUCAACGCAUCUGAAAACAAGUUUUGCGGAAGAUCACGGGUUUGCUUGCCAAACACUGUUGGUGCAUCACUAACUUGCAGUGGAAUCGCUGUCGGGCUGGUCGUAAUGUCAGCGUGUUCUCAGUCAAAAGAUAGUUCAGAAUUCAUAUUCGUCAGCCUAAAAAAGGUAGAAUCAAUGUUGUAUUAUGAAGUGGAAAGGAUGAGAAUAGAAAUGGCCACAGAUAACGAUACCGAGGAGGAAGAAAAGCGGAUAGUAUCCUUUGCUGCGAAUGUGGAAGUGUGGUCGCGCUAUCGGAAACGAGCCUUAAACAGUGGCAGCAGCAUACAUUCGUUCGUAAAUGUCUUCAUACUUUUACUUUUUAAUUAUCUGAAGUAAUUGUAUACAUACAAAUAUUGUAAUUAUAGGACAUGAUAAGCUUUUAAUAAACGAUAAGAACUCUCAUGA
This is a messenger RNA of Hermetia illucens (black soldier fly), 1115 nucleotides long. RefSeq lists its product as uncharacterized. The coding region runs from base 60 to 1046 and encodes 328 amino acids. Gene Ontology annotation, molecular function: serine-type endopeptidase activity. Gene Ontology annotation, biological process: proteolysis. The transcript is spliced from 5 exons. NCBI's taxonomy places the organism in Eukaryota, Metazoa, Arthropoda, Insecta, Diptera, Stratiomyidae. The record is from RefSeq and is a predicted model, not a curated record.